GGGUGGCAGAUGGUUACAACAUUUCUCUUGAUUUCCGUGAAUUUCAAUUAACAUCGAUAAACCUAUUAGAAACCAAUCAAACUUUUUCGUACGCAAAAGAUAUAGAUCGGAUACUGUAAGUGUUUGUUAUGCAAACAAAUCAAUUUCAAUAUCUAAUUUUUGUAUAUGUCUGCAGGUGUCUAUCGUCUAUAAUGUAUUGUAAUGAAGUCAAGCCAGAAUUUGUAACAUGUUCCGAAAAAGUAUGGAAUAAAAUUCGGCCAAGACCCUUAGUUCCAAAGAUGUUGCCAUCUGUCGUGCAUUUAAUAAUAAUUGAAUAUAAUAUGUUUUUAAACGACAAACAGUUAUUGGACAUAAAAUGGCAUGAAAAUUGGGUUAAAUGGAGUACAUUAUCAACAGACGAGGAUAAAUCCAUCUUCGAUUGUGCACAAGAAGUCACGAAAAAUUUUUUUACAUAUCUGUCUUCAGUGAGUUUCGAUGAGGAUAAAAAACUGGACGAAGAUACCUUCGUUCACCGAUAUUGUCAUAGAAUUCUCGAAGAAAUUUUUAGUAAAGAUGAUUUUUCAUUGAUCUGGGCAAAUGGAGAGUCCGAAAGUUCGAAAGAAAGACGAAUACUAGAUGGGAAUAAUCAUGGGAGGAAGCCAGAUUUUCGUGUACUCUCAAAGAUAGAUGACGUAAAUAUGGAAUUUUUAUUUGGCGAGAUUAAACCUCCGAGCAAUUCAACUUCCAUAAAUAAAGGUAUCAUAAAGUUGGCAGAAUUCACAAAAGGAUCGUUAGAUCUUAUUAUUAAUAGUUAUGGUUAUGUUGACGGUCUGGAAACAUAUGGAGUAUUGAUUUAUGGAAACGAAAUCAAGAUAUUUAGCAUGGAUUUAACUUUUGACGGUUUAUACCGUUAUAAUCAAUUAUCAAAAAUCUUGUUGCCAACGGAAAAUGCGAAUUUCUUAAAUAUAAUUACUGUAAUAUCUACCUUUUAUUCUUUAUUGGAAAGGAUAAGAUCCACCAUUGUAACUAUGAAUUCAUCUCAACCAUCAUCAUCCUCUGGUCACUUGUAUUGUCGAAAGUCGAAUUCGUCACCUAGAAAAAUUCGUGUACCGAUAGUUAGAGUUUAGUUAUGUUCACACAAAUUCAAAUGUUGACUUGAAAUUAACAGUAUUGUGCUUUUAUGUUAAUGUAAUUACUUAUAAUAUUGAUGUAUGUGUGCGCUAUAUGUAUAUUAAUAAAAAUAUUAGCAAUAUUCACGGUAUUAUAAUAUUGUCAGAUAAAUGCAUUGUAUUAUUUUGGUGAUUUUUGCCAUUUAUCUUUGCAACCUUGUAGUGAAUACUGAAAUAUGU
Messenger RNA from Rhizophagus irregularis DAOM 181602=DAOM 197198, 1328 nucleotides. Lineage: Eukaryota; Fungi; Glomeromycota; Glomeromycetes; Glomerales; Glomeraceae. The record is from RefSeq and is a predicted model, not a curated record.